AUGGUGACUUGUGAAUUGGAUAAGGAUAUUUCUGGCGAGGUUUUAGGUUGGAAGAUCCCGGCAUGGCAGGCGCUGUUGCUGAACAGAGUACUGCCUUCUUGCGGUGGGCUUAUUGUUUAUCUAAUAGUCAUAUGUUUCGACUUAACAUUAAUUGUUGAGCAUUUCCAAAACAAUGACAACGGAUUAGGAGCUAUUUGCAUAAUUCUGAUGAUUUUGCCGUCGAUAGUGUCCACGGUUUUCACCCUUGCCUCUCCCCCACCUGGCUUGGAAACUGAACUAUCUGGAUUCACGAUAAAUAUUGAAAAAAAUGAUGUCAAAUGGAUUGUGAUGCAGGUGGUCAACGCUAUAUUUUUUCCUAUAGCAGCUAUAGGGAGAUAUUGUUUCUUGAUAUUUUGGUGGGUGGAAGCUGUAUGUGGUUCGAGGGCGGGUGACAAAGAAAGAACGCAAGAAGCGAUACAGUUAGCUAGGGCUUCGUCUCCAACAGAACUCUAUCUAUUUCUCCAGUCAUUCAUACAUUCAGCUCCACACGCAAUUAUUAAUAUCUUGUAUCUGAUGUCGAGGUUUAAUGACAUAACGUACGGCAAAGUAUCGGUUCAAUCAAUAAGUAUAAUCGCUGCUUCUCUUCGCAUGGCCAGUACUGCUACAAUUUACAGACGGUUCGAAAGAGAAAAGUUAUGCGGUCGCAAAUAUCCUUGGAGUAAAAAUGUUGAACAGGAUCCUUUAAUUCAUUCAAACGCAAACGUAAUGCAGAAACAAAUACCUGAAGAUCUCUCGGAAAAUAUUUAUGAAGCCGUUCCCAAAAGCGAAACUACAUAUUCUGACUCCAGAAAUCCAGUUAAAACAAACAGCGAUCUAAUACAGUUCUCGCCGAGGAACACUUACGAAUCCAAUUUUUAUGAUGACAUUUCAACAGAUUCACAUCUUAAUUUUGAUUAUAUAUCAUCGGUGCCAUCGUAUGGAUAUUCUCAAUCGUCGUCGGUUGAUAGCGAUGAAGAGUACGUCAAGCCUGUUUCGAUUAUAGACCGGGUGGCACCGAGACGUCGGGGCACAGAAUACAAUAUAGAAAGACUAAAUAUAACUCCACCUCCAAUAAUACCCGCGCCAAGGCCGGGCUCCAUCGCUGUUUGGGCUGAGAAGAUUGUUGAAAAUGCCGAAUCUAUACCAAGCUGGCUCUCCGCUCCACCACGGCGAAAAUACUGCGAAGAAGUGAUCAAAGAAGAGCCCGACAUUCCCCGUAAGCUACCCAUAACAUACAUGCGAGGCUUAGAACCACAAGACACCACUGCCGCCUUGGUUAACUUUUUGGGUUGGUACUCGUUCUUUGUAAGUAGGUUGCUCUCUAUUGCCUGUUUCAUAAGUUUCUUUCCGUUUGUUGCAAUAAUAGUUCUAUUUUCUCACUAUCAGAUAAUGCUGUUAUUCUUGAUAGUUCCUCAGGCGAGUACCGUGAAACGAGGAUUCUACUUGUUCCUAGCGUUUAUCUACUUAUUCUGUUUGAUGGAGUUCAAAAUACGUUUCCGGCACGUGCGCGUGUGGCAUGUGUUUUGGAUUAUCGUGUGUACUACAGAGACGGUUGUAUUCACGGGAGUCUGGGCCUCUAUAGACAAUACGAUGGAGGUUUGGUGGAAAUAUUUUUUAGUAAAAGUGAUUUUUAUUAGUUUGCUAUUGAGUUACAUGUGCUUUUUAGUGUAUUUUGUGUUAUUGCAACCGCGGGAAACUAUUGUUUACUUUAAGAAUAAAAAUAAUAAUAGUACGUAA
Bombyx mandarina (wild silkworm) is the source of this 1755-nucleotide messenger RNA. RefSeq lists its product as uncharacterized. Gene Ontology annotation, biological process: phosphatidylserine exposure on apoptotic cell surface; engulfment of apoptotic cell; apoptotic process involved in development. Gene Ontology annotation, cellular component: plasma membrane. NCBI's taxonomy places the organism in Eukaryota, Metazoa, Arthropoda, Insecta, Lepidoptera, Bombycidae. The record is from RefSeq and is a predicted model, not a curated record.